AUGACAAAAGAUGGUGAAGAUCUUGAAAAAUUUCUCAAGAAUGUGGAUGAGAUAAGCGAGCUGGUGAGAGAUAUGAGGUCGCCCAGCGCGGCGCUCCAGCAGACAGCGAUGGAGAGAGCGGACGCCCUAAUCUCCUCUCUGAAGGAUGAGGGACCCUGCAAAACCCGACACAACAGGACCGCCAUCAACGCCAAACGCCCAGCCAACGGUGCCCACAGUCCCAACGCAGAGGAUUUUGUGAGGAUCAUGGAGCAGGAUGCGGAGGACAGACGGAAGAGGAGGAAGGAAAACGAAGAGCUGGCAAGUGCGCUGAAGGCGAAGGGGAACGAGGCGUACGCGUGCGGGGACUAUGAGACGGCGGUGCGGCUGUACAGCGAGGGCCUGGAGAAGCUGCGGGACAUGCAGACCCUCUACACAAACCGGGCACAGGCUUAUAUUAAGCUACAGAAGUACAAGGAGGCCAUUGCUGACUGUGAUUGGGCGCUCAGGUGUGACGAGAAGAGCAUCAAGGCCCUCGUUCAUAAGGGCCGGGCGAAUCUGGGCCUGAGGAAUUACGCAGAGGCCCGCGCGUGCUAUCGUCAGAUAUUGGAUAUCGAGCCUGGACGAGCUACCAUGGUAAAAGACUACCUGACCCAGGUGGACGUGAAGGAGAGGAGGGCGUGGCAGGAGAGGAGGGCGUGGGAGGAGUUUGAGGAGGGAGAGGAGAAGGCUGUGGCCGUUCACCGUGUGCUGGAGAAGCUGAAGAAACCAGACCAGAUCAACCUGUACUACUGCGGUGGGCUGGAGCUCCUGGCCCACACCAUCACAGACAGCUCCAGCCAGGCCUUAUUCAGGCUGAACAACGGCUUCAGUGUGGUGACCGGCAAUGGCGCGGUGAAGAGCUGUCUCUCGCAGAGCUGGGCCGAGCCCUCCGCCCGGGAUCUGUGUGUGAGCGUGAUCUCGCUGUGGAAUGCUGUCUGCAGGGGAAACGAGCAGAACCAGGAGCUGCUGCUGCGGUGCGGCCUGGCGAGGGGGAGUGUCGUCAGCCUGCUGGCGUCAGAAAGCGCUGAGGCGCGGAGCGCCUGCCUGACGCUGCUGCAUUCGUACGCGCAGACUGAACACGGACGGCGUCUGCUCAUCCGGCACCUGGACCUGAACGCGUUGUUCAGGAACUUGAUGAAGGGCGUAUCUGACGAGAAAUCCAAUGAAGCAACUCUGCUAGCUAUUCUGGAGCACCUGGCAGCAGAAGACCAGUUUAGAGCUCAGUUAAGAGGAAACUUUGUAACCUCCUUUGUGCCCCCUUUUGUAAAACUUCUGAGAAAUAUCACUUCAUCCAAUCAGAGUGUGCUUCUGUCACUCAUGUCAGUCAUGAGCGCUAUGACCUCUGAUGAUGUCAUCUGCCGGGAGACCGCCUCUGAACAGGAAUGCUGGGAAGCGUUUCUUGUUGCCAUGGAGCAGUGUGCUUGUUGCGGGGACAAUGAUGUCCUCAGUGCACUGCUGCUUGCCAUGAUUAAGCUCUCUGUGAACCCCUCCCCGACCAUCCAGGGCUAUGCUGUUCGCAUAAGCAGCAGGUGCUUGGCCCAGCUCAGCCAUCCCAGUGGAGACAUUAUCACUAGGAGUUCAGGGCUGCUGAGCGUGCUCCUCCCUCAGAGCUCGGAGGCUGUGCAGGACGCCGUACAGAGCGGGGUGGUGAAGAAAAUGCUGAAGCUGCUAAAGGGGGCGGGGCAGACCACGACGCGGUACUGCAUGAAGACCCUGGCGGUGUGCACCGCGGCCAGCCAGCAGGCUCGGGAGCAGCUGGUCAAACUGGACAAGAGGCUGCACACUCUGUGCAGGCUGCUGGCUGCAGGGGAGCAGGUCUCGGUGGGGAAUGCUGCUCUGUGUCUGGGACACUGCCUCACUGUGGGGGGGACGGCCACCUCCCUGCUGGGGACAGACGUGGUGCUGCUGCUGCUCCGCCACGCAGCAGGGGAUGGAGAGAAAGCCGCUGUGCGGGAGAAUGCUGCCAUCACUCUGGGGAAGCUGUGUACUGCGGAGCCCAGACACGUGGUGAAGCUCAGAGAACUCCAUGGCCUGGAAAUUCUUCACUCCUGCAUGAAACUGUCUGACCUGAAACAAGGAGGACUUACAAAACAAAGUGAAGACUUAAGACCAAAAAACAGGAUGUGACA
Messenger RNA from Megalops cyprinoides (Indo-Pacific tarpon), 2150 nucleotides. RefSeq names its product tetratricopeptide repeat domain 12 (gene ttc12). The record is from RefSeq and is a predicted model, not a curated record. Lineage: Eukaryota; Metazoa; Chordata; Actinopteri; Elopiformes; Megalopidae. Gene Ontology annotation, molecular function: protein binding.